ACAUUCAGCACCUACUGGUGAUUAAAGAAGAGGAUCCCCUUGAGGAGAGCACCAGUCUGGACCAGGAAGACCCAGAGCCCCCACAUAUUAAAGAGGAAAGGGAGGGACUCUGGACCAGUCAGGAGGCAAAGCAGCUGCAAGGACUGGAGGAGGCUGAUGAUACCAAGUUUCCACCCGUUAGUGUCCAUUUGAAGACUGAAGAGGAUGAGGACACCAGUCUGGACCAGGAGGCCCGAGAUCUCCACCACAUGAAAGAGGAAAAGGAGGAACUUUGGACCAGUCAGGAGGCAGAACAGCUGCAAGGACUGAGGGAAGCUGAUGACACCAAGUUCCCACCCAUUAGUGUCUGUUUGAAGACUGAAGAGGAUGAGGAGGGCACCAGUCUGGACCGAGAGGACUGCGAUCUCCACCACAUGAAAAAGGAAGAGGAGGAACUCUGGACCAGUCAGGAGGCAGAGCAGCUGCAAGGACUGGAGGAGGCUGAUGACACCAAGUUCCUGUCCACUGGUGUCCAUGUGAAAACCGAAGAGGAUGAGGAGAGACCUCAGUCUUCACAGUCUCUUCAGUAUCAGACUAAGGAGGAGCCUGGAGCCGAGAGCUCAGCUGGACAGACUUCUUUCAGCUGCUCUGAGUGUGGGAAAGGGUAUAACUGCAAGGAACACAUGAGCAUCCACACAGGAGAGGAACGUUUUGGUUGUGAUGAUUGUGGGAAAAAAUGUACCACCCGGGCAGGUCUUAAAAAGCACAUAAGAGUCCACACAGGAGAAAAACCUUUUGGGUGUGAUUGUGGGAAAAGAUUUAGCCAACUGUGGCAUCUUAAAAGACACAUGAGAGUCCACACAGGAGAGAAACCUUUUAAUUGUGGUGUGUGUGGGAAAAGAUUUACCACACAGAGUGAUCGUAGAAAGCACAUGAGAAUCCACACAGGAGAGAGACCUUAUAUUUGUGGUGAGUGCGGGAAAAGAUUUGCCCAACAGGGGAAUCUUAAAAGUCACAUGAGAGUCCACACAGGAGAAAAACCUGUUAUUUGUGGUGAGUGUGGGAAAAGAUUUUCCAAAGGGCAUCUUAAAAAUCACAUGAGAGUCCACACAGGAGAGAGAGCUUUUAUUUGUGGUGAGUGUGGAAAAAGAUUUGUCCAAAAGGAGAAUCUUAAAAAUCACAUGAGAGUCCACACAGGAGAGACACCUUUUGGUUGUGAUGCUUGUGGGAAAAGAUUUACCACUCUGGCAGGUCUUAAAAAUCACAUGAGAGUCCACACAGGCGAGAAACGUUUUAGUUGUUGUGAGUGCAAGAAAAAAUGUACCACCCAGGCAGCUUUUAAAAGUCACCUAAAAGUCCACACAGGAGAAAAACCUUUUUGCUGUGACGAUUGUGGGAAAAGAUUUGCCACACAGGGGAAUCUUAAAAGUCACAUAAAAGUUCACACAGGAGAAAAACCGUUUGGUUGUGAUGCUUGUGGGAAGAGAUUUAUUAUUCAAGGGAAACUUAGAAUCCACAUGAGAGUCCACACAGGAGAGAAACCUUUUGUAUGUGAUGCUUGUGGGAAAGGAUUUAUCUCAAAGUGGACUCUUAAAUUGCACAAGAGAGUCCACACAGGUGAAAAACCUUUUGUUUGUGGUUAUUGUGAGAAAAAAUUUGCUGCAAAGGGUAAACUGAAGCUGCACAUGAGAGUCCACACAGGUGAAAAGCCUUUUGUUUGUGGUUAUUGUGUUAAAAGAUUUAUCACACAGUGGAGGCUUACGGUGCACAUGAGAGUCCACACAGGAGAGAAACCUUAUGGCUGUGGUGAUUGUGGGAAAAGGUUUACCCAAAGGGGGAAUCUUAAAGAUCACAUGAAAGUCCACACAGGAGAAAAACCAUUUGGUUGUGAUGACUGUGGGAAAAAAUUUACCCAAAGGUGGAAUCUUAAAAAGCACAUGAGAACCCACACCGAAGAGAAACAUUUUAGUUCUGGUCAACUAAAGCUGAAGCAAUAUCUAGAGCAGGUUAUGUAGCCUUGUCACCUUCCCCAUUAUGAUAUUAAUAAAGUCCUACCUACCUACCUUAAAGGAUGUGUCAGGUGAUCUGAAAAUUAUAAAUGAAAGUAGCAAGUUACUGUGAGAUCAGAAAAUCAACCUGACAGAGGUGCAAAUUAUAUCAAGUCUCUUAAGGAAAACAAGUCACUCUGAUGGUUUAAUAAAUGAAUUUUAUAAGACCUUUAGUAAUCACUUAGCCCCAUUGUUGGUUGCUAUAUUUGAUGAAACCAUAAAAAAGAUGAUCUGCUUACACUCUGUCAAGUUCUUAUUAAAUUGAUCCCUAAGCUGAGAAAGGCUACACUGAGUAUUGAGAAUUGGACACCAAUCAGCCUAUUAAAUACUGAUGCAAAAAUAUUUGCACUGACAUUCACCAAGAGGUUAAAACUGUAUUAUAUAAGAUUAUUGAUGAUGAACAGUCUGGUUUUAUGUCCAUCAGAAAUAUAUGCAAUAAUAUCAGACUUGUCAUAGAUGUGAUUGAUUAUAAGAAUGUUAUAAAGGACAACAGGUUUGUUGUGUUUGAUUUCUGUAAAGCAUUUGAUAUGAUUGGUCACCAGUUCAUGUUCAAAGCUAUAGAGGUUUUUGGAUUUGGGGAGCAAUUUUUAAAAACACUAAAGACUUUAUAUAAUGGCUGCAAUAGUUCUGUGAAACUAGGUAGUGGCACUACAUCUAGAUUUGUAAUUGGUUGUGGAAUAAGACCAGGUUGUCCCUCUAGUCCCUUUCUGGUUGUCCUUGUUACGCAAGCUGUGGCAUCUCAUAUUAAAAGAAGUCAAUUCCAAGGUAGAGAAGCCCUCAGCAGAUAAAUCAACUUAUGCUAGGUGGCAUAAAAUACAACAGUUUUUAUUUGAAACAGAUUUGAGGUUAAUAAAGUAAUAGACUAUACUUAUGAAUUUUCUGUGGCAUCAGGUUUAAAAAUGAAUGUAAACAAGUCCGUACUACUACUCCUGAAGGAAUGCAACUUAACAGAUGUGAACGGUGUCCCAGUUAAAAACAGUUCCAUAUGUAGGUGUUAUUAUUGACAAGAAUCAAAGAAAUCACAGUUCCUCUAAUUUUAAUUUGUUUAUUUAUGAAAUAAAUAACUUUAAUGUGUGGCUACUGAGAGACCUGUCUAUGAAUGGAAGGGUUUCAUUGUCUAAAGCUGAAGGAAUAUCUAGAACAGUUUAUGUAGCCCUGUCACUAGAGAUGCCCCCUAAAAUAUUAAUCAGAUAAAUCUUUAUAUAGAGGAACAAAUGUCAUUACUUAAAGAAAGACAUUUUAAAUAACACCAAAAAGAGUGGUGGUCUUGAUGUUCUGAGCUUUGAAAGACUAAUAUACAUUCAAAAUAAACCGGUUAAGAUAAAAGAUGAAGAUAACAUGUGGAAUACCUUCACUAAAUAUUUCUUUAAUUUCAGGAGAGGAGUGUCUUCUUAAAAGUGCUUAUAAGAUCGAUACGGUUCCUGUGAAACUCCAAUUUUCACAAAGAAGCACUACUUUAUUGGAAACUAGCUUCUAACCGGAAUUUUUCCCCACAUAAAACUUAUAUAUGGAAUAAUCACAAGUUUCUGUUUAGGAAUAAAUCUUUGUUUGAGAGGAAAUGGUUUGAUAAUGGUAUUAUACUGGUGGCACAACACUUUGACGCAACAGGUCAU
Messenger RNA from Monopterus albus (swamp eel), 3640 nucleotides. RefSeq names its product gastrula zinc finger protein XlCGF57.1-like. The coding region runs from base 249 to 1994 and encodes 581 amino acids. Gene Ontology annotation, biological process: regulation of transcription by RNA polymerase II. The transcript has a single exon. Gene Ontology annotation, molecular function: RNA polymerase II cis-regulatory region sequence-specific DNA binding; DNA-binding transcription activator activity, RNA polymerase II-specific. Gene Ontology annotation, cellular component: nucleus. The record is from RefSeq and is a predicted model, not a curated record. Lineage: Eukaryota; Metazoa; Chordata; Actinopteri; Synbranchiformes; Synbranchidae.